Eutrema salsugineum is the source of this 2782-nucleotide messenger RNA. Its product is annotated as subtilisin-like protease SBT5.6. The coding region runs from base 58 to 2538 and encodes 826 amino acids. The record is from RefSeq and is a predicted model, not a curated record. Gene Ontology annotation, biological process: proteolysis. The transcript is spliced from 8 exons. Lineage: Eukaryota; Viridiplantae; Streptophyta; Magnoliopsida; Brassicales; Brassicaceae. Gene Ontology annotation, molecular function: serine-type endopeptidase activity.
CUAUAAACCAUUAGGCCUAUAACAUUCUACCAAACAAGAAGGCAAAAGUUUUAGGCCAUGAAGCUUACUUCUGUGUUCCCUCUCCUCUUUCUCGUCCCCUUCUUAGCCUCAUGCGCUGAAAAUAAACAGGUGUAUAUUGUCUAUUUUGGAGAACACAAAGGUGAUAAAGCUUUACACGAAAUUGAAGAGAAUCACCAUUCUUAUCUUCAAUCGGUCAAAGAAUCCGAAGAAGAGGCCAAAUCAUCGCUAUUGUAUAGCUAUAAACAUAGCAUCAAUGGCUUUGCAGCUGAGCUAACCCCUGAUGAAGCCUCUAAACUAGAGAAACUAGAAGAGGUUGUUUCGGUAAUCGAGAGCCACCCAAGAAAAUAUGAAACGCAUACGACACGGUCAUGGGAAUUUGUAGGAUUAGAGGAGGAGGAAACCGAUGACGAUGAUGUUCGACGACGUCAAAAGGACGAUGUGGAUGAUCGGUUUCGUGUCGGAAGAAAGUUUUUGAGGCAGGCAAAACAUGGAGAUGGAAUCAUCGUCGGUGUUCUCGACAGUGGGGUGUGGCCAGAAUCAAAGAGUUUCAGUGACAAAGGAAUGGGACCCAUUCCAAAAUCAUGGAAAGGAAUCUGCCAAACCGGUGUUGCCUUCAACUCUUCUCACUGCAACCGGAAAAUUAUUGGAGCGAGAUAUUACGUGAAAGGAUACGAAAAAUAUUACGGAUCGUUCAACGUUACAGCGAACAAAGACUUCUUGUCUCCACGCGACCCCGACGGACAUGGGUCCCACACAGCCUCCACCGCGGUUGGUCGUCGAGUCUACGGUGCAGCCGCACUUGGCGGUUUCGCCAUGGGCUCGGCCUCGGGUGGUGCACCGUUGGCUCGUCUAGCCGUCUACAAAGCCUGUUGGGCCAAACCCAACCAAGAAAAAGUUGACGGAAACGUAUGUCUACAAGAAGACAUGCUUGCGGCGAUUGAUGACGCGAUCGCUGAUGGCGUUCACGUUAUUAGCGUUUCGAUCGGGACUACUGAGCCUUUGCCGUAUUCGCAAGAUGGAAUCGCGAUAGGAGCGUUGCAUGCGGUUAAAAGAAAUAUUGUGGUUGCUGCUAGCGCGGGAAACUCAGGGCCUAAACCGGGGACUUUGUCAAAUGUAGCGCCGUGGAUUAUUACCGUUGGAGCAAGUACUCUUGAUCGGGCUUUUGUCGGUGGUCUUGUUCUUGGUAAUGGUUAUACAGUCAAGACGGAGUCGAUUACGGCAUUCAAAAUGGACAAAUUUGCCCCUCUAGUUUACGCAUCUAACGUGACUGUUCCUGGCAUUGCAUUGAACAAUACAUCGCAAUGUUUACCGAAUUCACUAAAACCGGAGCUAGUGACUGGUAAAGUGGUUUUAUGUUUAAGAGGAACCGGUUCAAGAAUCGGUAAAGGUAUGGAGGUAAAACGAGCCGGAGGAGUCGGUAUGAUUCUCGGAAAUUCUCUGGCUAACGGCAAUGAUAUUCCAUCGGACUCUCACUUCGUUGCAACUGCUGCGGUGACCCCGAGUUCAGUGGAAAAGAUUCUCGAAUACAUCAAAACCGAUAAAAACCCGAUAGCUUUCAUCAAACCGGGGACAACGGUUUACAAAAACCAACCAGCUCCUUUAAUGACCGGGUUUUCGAGCCGCGGUCCGAGCCUGAUAGAUGCCAACAUUUUAAAGGUAACUUUGUUGGUUGUUUUUUUUUCAACUUCAAAAGAAAACUUAAAACUUCUCAUCAUAACCGAAACCAACCGGUUUAAUUCAUUUUACGGUUUAUUACAGCCGGAUAUUACCGCACCGGGACUGAAUAUACUAGCUGCAUGGAGUGGAGCAGAUUCACCGAGCAAAGUCUCGUUAGAUCAAAGAGUAGCAGCUUAUAAUAUCUACACAGGAACUUCAAUGUCUUGUCCUCAUGUUUCUGGUGCAAUUGCUCUUCUCAAAGCUACUCAUCCCAAAUGGAGUAGUGCUGCUAUAAGAUCUGCUCUUAUGACCACUGCUUGGAUGACCAAUGAUGAGAAGAAACCGAUCCAAGACACUAAUGGUUUACCAGCGAACCCAUUUGCGCUUGGUUCAGGACAUUUCAGACCAACUAAAGCUGCGGAUCCCGGUUUAGUCUAUGAUGCAUCAUACCGAGCUUACCUUCUCUAUGGUUGUUCAGUUGGUUUUAUUGAUAUCGACCCGACAUUCAAAUGUCCAAGUAAAAUUCCUCCCGGUUAUAAUCUCAACUACCCAUCAAUUGCGAUCCCGAAUCUCAACAGAACGGUGACCGUUAAAAGAACGGUUACAAAUGUUGGAGAUGGUAACUCAACAAGCACAUAUAUAUUCAGCGCUAAAUCACCACCUGGUGUCUCGGUUAAGGCUAAACCGAGUGUUCUGUCAUUUAACCGGAUUGGUCAAAAGAAACGGUUUAAGAUUGUGGUCACGGCACGGAGGGACAAGAUGAUGAAUGUGACUGAAAAGGGUCAGUACCAAUUUGGAUGGUUUAGUUGGACAGAUAACUACCAUGUUGUGAGGAGUCCAAUUGCUGUUUCCUUAUCGUGAUUGUUGUUUUGUUGCUUAUUUGGGGUGGUUUUUAGUUGAUUUGGAUAAUAGAGGGAUCAAAGUGAAAGAAAAAUAGAAGACUUUUUUCUAAUCACUCUUCAGAUUCCUUCCUGUGUUCAAAUCAAAGAAGUAGUGUCAUCGUUAUCAAUUGUGAAGAUAGUAUAAGAAGAAAUCACGUAUUCGCAAGUGGACAUGUGGAUUUGUAAUGGGCCUGAUUUGAGUUAAUCAAGAAGUUCAACCACUA